GUCUUUGUGUUGUGUUUUUAUUUAUAUUUGUUAUUGCGAAAUUUGUUGGAUGCAUUUGCCUUCAUUAGUCUACACUUUAAAGACAAAGAAAAAGUUAAUUCUUCUCUAGUCGAAAUUUCAUAAUUAUUUUCAAAACUAACUAUAAUGGAGGAAAAAAAUAAAGAGGAUAAUGUUGAGUGUAAAGUGACAUCAUUGCAAUCAUCUUUAAACGUAAUGUGUGCAAUUUGUAGUGAAUUUUUUAAAAGUUCUGAUAUAAUUUAUAGUACUUCAAAGUGUGGUCAUGUUUUUCAUCGUCAGUGUCUGUUUCGUUGGCUAACACGUUCCAAUACAUGUCCUCAGUGUCGUGCCAGUGUACAUAAACACAAUGUACAUCGUUUAUAUUUGAACUUCAGUGAACCCACUGCAAUGGACGAAAUCGAUGCCGAACCCAUUAAGAGUUUUGAGUGGUUGUAUGUGGAUGAAGGUAUUACAGCUGAAGAAAUAGCACAAUUUGGUUUUCUAUUGGGUUUAGAUAAAGAAAGUGAUCCUUUAUUUGCGGCUCGUGUCUAUUUAGAGGAUGAUCUCUUACCGGCAUAUUAUGUGCCCAAGUUAAAAGGUGCUUACGCCGCUUGGAAUUGUGAAUCUCAUUUUCUAACCGAAGGCAUUGAACUAUUACACAUUAAUAACGAUAAUGCUGAAUACAAAUGGUUGCCAAGCUCGAAUGGUGAAAUACCAACAAAUGCUUUAGCAUCCGGCUAUGCGGAAACUGGUGAAACAUUAUAUACUGCCCGUUAUGUACACAAUGAUAGAAUGCGUUAUGGAAAAUUACAUCCAUCGCAUGGCUGUGCCUAUAUACCGUAUAAAGGAAAGGAAUUAAAUAAUAAAAACUAUGAAGUAUUGGUUAGAAUACCCAAGGAUAGUGUAUAAAUCAAUUUUAUGUUUAAAUCUUUCUGUAUAUUUGUUAGUAUAUUGUAUAAAUAACGCUUAUAGAUUAUUUUUUUAUCUAUU
Messenger RNA from Lucilia cuprina (Australian sheep blowfly), 987 nucleotides. RefSeq lists its product as uncharacterized. The transcript has a single exon. The record is from RefSeq and is a predicted model, not a curated record. NCBI's taxonomy places the organism in Eukaryota, Metazoa, Arthropoda, Insecta, Diptera, Calliphoridae. The coding region runs from base 145 to 906 and encodes 253 amino acids.